Molecule: messenger RNA, 864 nt
Organism: Quercus lobata
Lineage: Eukaryota; Viridiplantae; Streptophyta; Magnoliopsida; Fagales; Fagaceae
Product: golgin candidate 5-like
Exons: 3
Coding region: 430-714 (94 amino acids)
Source: RefSeq, a predicted model, not a curated record
UUUAGAUUUAGAUUUAGAUUUAGUUUUCUACCAUGUAGGAAAAAUACCCACUUAAAAAACAAACACGCGUAAAACAAACAAACGCACUCUCAUAGAGAGCCAUUGUAGAGUUUAGAUCGAGCCCCCCUUCCCUGUCCCUAUCCUUUUCUUCCACAGGAAAAGAAAACCCACUCUCACCUCUCUCUCUCCCUCUCUCUCUCUCUCUCUCACAUAUUUUUGAACCAAAAUCAUUUCCAGUAGCUCAACUAAACAAACGCAAACAUCGUCGAUUUGAUUCUUGCCAAUUCAGUUCUCCACCGUUGAUCUCCAUCUCAGAUUCUCAUCACCAAAAUCCGAUCUCAACGAUGUGAAGCUUGCUAUGCUUGCUUGGGCUUCUUGAUUGAUGUGUUUGGAUAGUCCGAUUUAGAGAGAUUUCGGUUUGGAAUCAGAAUGAAGAAGAAGAUGGCGUGGUUUGGUGGGAGAGUUUCGUUGGGGAACUUUCCGGAUCUCGCCGGAGCUGUGAACAAGCUCCAGGAGAGCGUCAAGAACAUCGAGAAGAAUUUCGAUAAUGCUCUCGGUUUCGAGGAGAAGUCUGGAGACAACUCCGAAUCAACCACUGAAGUACGCAUGCUUUCCCCAUGGAGUUUAAGUUGCACCACUGCUAUGUUCCUGCUACUGGUGUACAGGUCUAUCAUAUUGGAUUGCUGCAUUGUUCAAGAGCUACUGUUGCAUUAAGGCUGCAUCAAUGAAGAAUUACUGUUGUAUUUACUGAUGAUUUCCAUUCACGUACUGUAAUAAUUAAUUAAUAGUUGAAAUUAACAAGAGAUGAUUCCUAUUUUUUUCUUUUUCUUUUUUCUUUCUACACAUUGUAUAAUACAUUUGAUU